This is a messenger RNA of Hippocampus zosterae (dwarf seahorse), 3403 nucleotides long. It is a transcript of the gene ppp2r3b, whose product is annotated as protein phosphatase 2, regulatory subunit B'', beta. The transcript has 14 exons. Gene Ontology annotation, molecular function: protein phosphatase regulator activity; calcium ion binding. Lineage: Eukaryota; Metazoa; Chordata; Actinopteri; Syngnathiformes; Syngnathidae. Gene Ontology annotation, cellular component: protein phosphatase type 2A complex. Gene Ontology annotation, biological process: protein dephosphorylation. The coding region runs from base 230 to 1858 and encodes 542 amino acids. The record is from RefSeq and is a predicted model, not a curated record.
UUACCACGGGAACGCGAUUUUGAAAAAGUUGGAGCGGAGGAGCAUGCAAAGUGUUCUCUGUUGUGGGAUCGGUACCCGCUAUCCAGUCUGCAUUCCGUAUCAAGACUGAUGAUACGCUCACCAUCAUUACCAAAUGAAGGGAAUAAUGUAGCGUGGUACCACCGUAUUUGGAAAUUACGUGCUUUAAAUAUAAGGUACCUCACCUGUGGAUUCUUGGGCUUCCUUCAAAAUGCCGUCAAGUCAGAUUCUUCAACCAGUCCUCAAAAUGAAGGUCGACGAGCUCUUCCUCACCUGGUUAAGCGAUCUCAAAACGCAGGCGGUGCUCAAAGACUACCUCGAGCUCAUUAAAAACGGGCAUCAAACUGAUUUUAGCAAUGUGGGCAUCAAGGAGAAGUGCACUUUGACCUUCAACCAGAACAACAACGUGGCGUUCCAAAAGACCUUGACAGAGAAGAAGCUAGGCACCUUUAAUGUGUGUUUGAGUCCACCUUGUGCCUCUCCCCUGCCCUCAGGAUGCAGCGGCAGCACUAGGGUGAUGGGACCUCAUGGACGGAUCUUACAGAGGUCUGUCAGCUCCAAAAAGGCGCAGGUGAGGACAGAGGAGCCCGUCAGCCGUGCGCUGAGCGAAAGCAUUCCAAAGUUUUACUUCCCGCGAGGUCGGCCCCAAGCCAACAUUAACAUCGACAGCCUCAUUUCCAAAAUUGAGGCGACGUUUUGCCAAUUCCCCAAUGAAAGGGCCACCAUUGAGGACAUGGGGCAGGUUGCCAAGGCCUGCGAGUGUCCCCUCUACUGGAAGGUUCCAUUGUUCUGCUCGGCUGGGGGCGACAGGACGGGCUUCGUGUCUGUGCACAAGUUCGUGGCCAUGUGGCGCAAAACGCUGCAGACCUGUCACGACGAGGCCGCCAAAUUCGUGCACCUCUUGGCCAAGCCUGGCUGUAAUUACCUGGAACAAGAUGACUUUAUUCCCUUCUUGCAGGAUGUGGUCAAUUCUCACGCGGGUCUGGCUUUCCUGAAGGAAGCGGCGGACUUUCACUCCCGAUACAUCACCACGGUGAUCCAAAGGAUAUUUUACACCGUCAACCGCUCGUGGAAUGGAAAAAUCAGUUGUUGCGAACUCCGGAAAAGUACCUUCCUUCAGAAUGUGGCGCUGCUCGAGCAAGAAGACGAUGUGAACCAGUUGACAGAGUUCUUUUCCUAUGAGCACUUUUACGUCAUCUACUGCAAGUUCUGGGAGUUGGACACCGAUCACGACCUGUACAUCGACCCCAAGGACUUGGCACAGCACAAUGACCAAGCCAUUUCCCAAAAGAUGAUUGAGAGAAUAUUCUCAGGAACAGUCACAAGGGACCGGCGUGUGUUCAAGGAAGGCCGCUUGAGCUACGCGGACUUCGUCUGGUUCCUCAUCUCAGAGGAGGACAAGAAGACGGACACCAGUAUAGAGUACUGGUUCCGUUGCAUGGACCUGGAUGGCGACGGCGUGCUGAGCAUGUACGAGAUGGAGUACUUCUAUGAGGAGCAGUGUCAGAAGCUGGAGAGCAUGGCCAUCGAACCGCUGCCCUUUGAGGACUGCCUCUGCCAGAUGCUCGACCUCGUCAAGCCUAGGGUCGAAGGUAAAAUCACGCUGCGGGACCUGAAGAGGUGCAAGCUGUCGCACAUCUUCUUUGACACCUUCUUCAACAUUGAGAAGUACCUGGACCACGAGCAGCGGGACCCCUUCUCCGUCAUCAGGGAAGUAGAGACGGAUGGACAGGAAGUAACCGACUGGGAGCGAUACGCUGCAGAGGAAUACGACAUCCUGGUGGCGGAAGAGGCUGCUGGGAAUCACUGCGACGAUGACGUGACCACCACUAAGCUCUGAAGGCGGACCACCUCCCGGCAGGUAAGACCGUCACAGUACCAGAAAGAACCGAACGUUCUCUCCUCUUUCUUUCUCUCUGAACCGGUCUUUUUCGAAAACCACCCAGACAACAUGGAUUUUGUUUUCAGAUAUUCUCCUGCACUUCCCCACAUUUGUGUUCUUCUCCUUUGUCUUCUCCACUUACACACUCAUCUUUUUUGGGAGGGUGGGCGGUAGGCAACAUUCUGUGUGACACAAAUGUGCAUCCCAACUUCCAAAAUUGGAAUUUUACAAGAUAAAGGUAAAACUUUGACAAUCAUUAAAAAAUAAAAUUCAAAAAUGUUGGGAAUAAAGUUUGACUAAUUAUACUAGCAGUGGUAAUACGAGAAUAUAAACACUAUAUACAAAUAAUGCAAGAAUACAGUAAUUUUGUAAGAGUAAAACAUUUUGUUGAAGAUGAAUUUGUAAUUUUACAAUUUUGUAAUUUAAAAAAAAUCUGGACUCAAUCUAAAUAUUUAUGUAUUAAUAAUUAAUUAAUAAGGUAAAACUAUAAUGUGUGAUUUUACAAGUAUAAAGUCAAAAUAACAUCACCAUUCCCCCCCCAAAAAAGCUAACAUAAUAAAAAGUUAAACUAUCAGAAAAAGCCAGUUUUAUGCUGACCGAAGUAAAAAGAAAAUUUUGCAUGUUCUCCCCGGUCCUGCGUGGGUUUUCUCCGGGUGCUCCGGUUUCCUCCCACAUUCCAAAAACAUGCGUGGCAGGCUAAUUGAACACUCUAAAUUGUCCCUAGGUGUGAGUGUGAGCGUGGAUGGUUGUUCGUCUCUGUGUGCCCUGUGACUGGCUGGCAACCGAUUCAGGGUGUCCCCCGCCUACUGCCCGAAGACAGCUGGGAUAGGCUCCAGCACCCCCCGCGACCCUAGUGAGGAUCAAGCGGUACGGAAGAUGAAUGAAUGGAUGAAUGAAUGAAUUGCAUUUUAUUAUGGCUAAAAAAGAACGAUCAUGACAAAACUGUAAAUUAUGGAAAUAGUCUUUACAAUGCAACAAAAAAAUGAAAUGCUAGUUGUAUAAAGUUGUUGGUUAUAUAAAGAGAAUAAAUUUGUAGUUUAACACGACAAUAAAAUAGAAAUAUAGAAAUAGUCCUGAUUAUGAGGAAGAAAUGUUGUGUUCAACUUUGUUGAGAUUGUGAAUGGUGAGGCUAAUUUCAUGAGGAUUUGCUUGACCAACCUUUAUUCAAAUGUAACACAGAGAUGGGAGUCUGCAUCACUCAGUCCACGCACGUUUUUGUCCUUCGCUCGGCUCGCCUUUGUUAUUUUGUCUUAAUUACUUUGGCGAAGCUUGUGAUGUUAACUGUUCCACGUAGGCAGAAUAGCUCCACCUAUUGCUUUGGCAUGCACAUGACAGCCUGUUAAUUUGAACCAAGAUCGGGUUAGAAAAAUACAUAUGGACAAAGACUCCCCUCUUGUGGCAGCAUAGGCACAUUACAUGAAUAUUUUUCCCUAAGGACGUUUAUGUGUUCAGGUACGAAACCCCGCUGAGUCCUUUGCAAGCACACAUCUCGCCCGAUCUGAA